This is a messenger RNA of Exserohilum turcica Et28A, 2426 nucleotides long. RefSeq lists its product as uncharacterized. The transcript is spliced from 2 exons. Gene Ontology annotation, cellular component: RNA polymerase III complex. The coding region runs from base 1 to 1953 and encodes 650 amino acids. Gene Ontology annotation, molecular function: DNA binding. Gene Ontology annotation, biological process: transcription by RNA polymerase III. Lineage: Eukaryota; Fungi; Ascomycota; Dothideomycetes; Pleosporales; Pleosporaceae. The record is from RefSeq and is a predicted model, not a curated record.
AUGCCACCAAAACCAAGAGGAGGUGGAAGCACACGUGCUCGAGGCGGCGCAAGAGGAGGAUCGACUGCUGCAAGAGACACGGCUGCCGCGCGCGAAUCUGUGGAUGAUGCGACCCCGCAGAGCACCGCACCUGCAGCUGCUACAGGCGAUGCCGCGGAGCCCGUGGUGCCCAAGCAAGAGGACAACGAGUCGAAGCCGGCGGUUAGUGGAGAGAGUACUGUAGUGGCAGGCGAUUCGCACGCUUCGCCUUCAGCGGCCGUCGAAUCACCCCAACCGGGUGCAGAACCGAGUGCUCGCGCUCCCGUCCAGCGAUUAGGCAGCCUACAGGGCUCGGUCCCUCCUUCACGAUCCGCAUCGCCCUCGGUGCGCGGCCGCGGCGGUACAGCCCGAGGCAAGAGAGGCGUCAAGACACCAGCGUUCACAGGGCGAAGAAGUAAAGAAGAGCGAGAUGCCAUUGCAAAAGAACAGGCCGCUCGCGACCGCGAAAGGACCAAAGAGCAGGUUGCUGCAGACAAGAGAAGGGAGGCCGAUGCACUGCGGGCCGCCAGACGCGAGGCAAACAAGCAGAAGAAUGCGCGCGGUGGAUUCAGCGGAGUAGCCAGUGGGCCAUUUUCACUUGGCAGCUCGAGAGAAGGCAUGGCAGACAGUCCAGAUUGGCACAGGAAGAACAACCCGAAUCGUGGGUACGCGGGUUUCGGUGCAGGAUCAGGCUCUCGAGCUGAACGCAUCAAGAAUGAGGAUGGCGGCUACGGAGGUGCGAGUCGGUCAGGAGGCGGUGGUGGGGGAGGUGGGUCGUCGAUCAGAAGAGAAGAUGGCGGAUCAGUGUCGUCGGACGACGAGGACGACGUGAACCUGCCGCGCAAGGACAUUGACCUGAUCGAGAUCUCUUCUGACGAAGACGAAGGAAAAGGAAAAGGGCCGUCGACACAGCGUGCUUCACAGACAGCAUUGCCAGUUCGAAUCGGCAGGAAAGAACAUCAAGAGCGAACAUUUGGUAUCAACACAGAAGCCAGCUCAGAGGCGUCUGCCAAGAUACUCGAACAGGCGGAAUCGAGUGGACAGCCACUGGCGGCAGCCGCUUCGGAUCAGACUGCCCGAAAGGCAAAGGCAAAGUCAAAGGACGUGGAGAUUACUGGCUCUCGGAAGCAGUUCAAGGGCGUUUGGCAUGACUCGGAAGAUUCAGACGUUGCUGUCAAGACGGAACCCACUAGUGACGACGAGAACAUGGCUGAUGCCGAACGGGUUGGCUUGGCCGACGCUCCCGCUCAACGGGCAGAGAAGCAGGAGCCCCAAUCACCAGACGCCGAACGAAAGCCGAAGAUGAAGAAGAAGAAGCAGAGUAUCGCUGAACCGAUUCUCCAGACUGACGAAGACCGCGCAGAGUGGACACGCUUCCAGUCUAACCUACGCCAUAUUCGAGCCGAGCUGGGCCCAGACGAGGUGGCUCAGACUGACGGCUCAGGCGACGUACCCAUGGCAGAAGCAGGCCCUGCAGACAAGAAGCCGACGGUGCGGGACAACAAUGUAUACCUCUUCCAGAUACCACCGCUCAUGCCCGAAGUCGAGCCGCCGUUUGUCAAGAAGGAGGAAUCGGAUGCUCCGCCCGCCCCGCCGCCCGUGCAAGCCGCUGGCAAGGGAGAUGCAAAGAUCAAGCUCGAAGAAGGGGUGUUCUCGGAUGCUGCAGCUAAGACGAGGGAAGGCGUCCGGUUUGGAAGUGGAUUGGUUGGCAAGCUGCGUGUGCACGAAUCGGGCCGGACAACGUUGGACUGGGGCGGGACAAGCUAUGAGCUCACACCGGGCAACAAGGCCAGCUUCCUGCAGGAAGUUGCCAGUGUUGAAGUCAGGCCAGAGAAGCAGCGGGCGGCGCCUGAAGACGCGGGCGAUGCCAUUAGUCUGGGCAGGGUCAAGGGCAAGUUUGUGGUGGUGCCAAACUGGGCCGAGAUGCUGGACUGACGAGGUCUGAGACGAUGGAUGGGCUAUGGUCAGCAGCGCUGCAAAGACAAGAGGCAGCAGAUGGCGCGUAAGAGGGCUUGGUGCAUGUAUUGGCGCUUGGUGGAUCAGUGAGCUCAGGCAGCAAAAGUGGCACUGUGAGGUAUUGUACAAGACUAGGCGUAUACCGUCAUGGGCGGCGGGUGUCAGGAAGCCAGCGGCCUUGGAGCGCCGACUAGAGUCCUGACAGGCUCUUGAGUAAGCAGGGGAAUGAUGCCAUGUGGCAAGGCUGUUGACCCGUGUUGCAUCUUGACUUGUUGCGCUAGGGCAGUUUGGCGUGGUUGUGAUGCGAUAAGUACAUGGUGUAGGGACGGCUUGUGGAUCGCCACUGGGCGGGCGAGGCGAAGACUGAGGCGGAGGACAGAAAAAGAGACGUUGUAUCUGAUAGCCAGGCGUGGUGGGCUGCUUUUGGGAGAAGCACCGUGGCAGCGCUAGAU